Lepus europaeus (European hare) is the source of this 9588-nucleotide messenger RNA. It is a transcript of the gene ABL2, whose product is annotated as ABL proto-oncogene 2, non-receptor tyrosine kinase. Gene Ontology annotation, cellular component: signaling receptor complex. The transcript is spliced from 12 exons. Bases 1 to 3549 code for a protein of 1182 amino acids. Lineage: Eukaryota; Metazoa; Chordata; Mammalia; Lagomorpha; Leporidae. Gene Ontology annotation, biological process: positive regulation of kinase activity; regulation of apoptotic process; cell surface receptor protein tyrosine kinase signaling pathway. Gene Ontology annotation, molecular function: non-membrane spanning protein tyrosine kinase activity; ATP binding; protein binding. The record is from RefSeq and is a predicted model, not a curated record.
AUGGGGCAGCAGGUGGGCCGCGUCGGGGAGGCUCCGGGGCUCCCGCAGCCGCAGCCCCGCGGGGCCCGGGGCAGCAGCGCCGCCAGGCCCUCCGGCCGCAGGCGGGACCCGGCGGGGCGCCCGCCCGAGAGCGGCUUCAAUGUCUUCACGCAGCACGAUCACUUUGCCAGCUGUGUGGAGGAUGGAUUUGAGGGAGACAAGACUGGAGGCAGUAGUCCAGAAGCUUUGCACCGUCCCUAUGGUUGUGAUCUUGAACCCCAAGCACUGAACGAAGCCAUCAGGUGGAGCUCCAAGGAGAACCUGCUUGGAGCCACCGAGAGUGACCCUAAUCUCUUCGUUGCACUUUAUGAUUUUGUAGCCAGUGGUGACAACACACUCAGCAUCACUAAAGGUGAAAAGUUGCGAGUCCUUGGUUACAACCAGAAUGGUGAGUGGAGUGAAGUUCGCUCUAAGAAUGGACAGGGGUGGGUACCGAGCAACUACAUCACCCCCGUGAACAGCUUGGAGAAGCACUCCUGGUACCACGGCCCCGUGUCCCGCAGCGCGGCCGAGUAUCUCCUCAGCAGUCUCAUCAAUGGCAGCUUCCUGGUGCGAGAAAGUGAGAGCAGCCCUGGGCAGCUGUCCAUCUCGCUGCGGUACGAGGGGCGCGUGUAUCACUACAGGAUCAACACCGCCACGGACGGCAAGGUGUACGUAACUGCGGAGAGCCGCUUCAGCACCCUGGCAGAGCUCGUCCACCACCACUCCACAGUGGCCGAUGGGCUGGUGACAACCCUGCACUACCCAGCACCCAAGUGUAAUAAGCCUACGGUCUACGGCGUGUCCCCCAUCCACGACAAGUGGGAGAUGGAAAGAACAGACAUCACCAUGAAGCACAAACUUGGGGGUGGGCAGUACGGAGAGGUUUACGUUGGCGUCUGGAAGAAAUACAGCCUGACGGUGGCCGUGAAGACGUUGAAGGAGGACACCAUGGAGGUGGAGGAGUUCCUGAAAGAAGCUGCAGUCAUGAAGGAAAUCAAGCACCCUAAUCUGGUACAGCUGUUAGGUGUGUGCACCCUGGAGCCCCCCUUUUACAUUGUGACCGAGUACAUGCCGUACGGGAACUUGCUCGAUUACCUCCGGGAGUGCAACCGUGAGGAGGUGACCGCCGUGGUGCUGCUCUACAUGGCCACGCAGAUCUCUUCUGCAAUGGAGUAUUUAGAGAAGAAGAAUUUCAUCCAUCGAGAUCUUGCAGCUCGGAACUGCCUAGUGGGAGAAAACCACGUGGUAAAAGUGGCCGACUUUGGCUUAAGUAGACUGAUGACUGGAGACACCUAUACUGCUCAUGCCGGAGCCAAAUUCCCUAUCAAGUGGACAGCACCAGAGAGUCUUGCCUACAAUACCUUCUCAAUUAAGUCUGACGUGUGGGCUUUUGGGGUACUGUUAUGGGAAAUUGCUACAUAUGGAAUGUCACCAUAUCCAGGUAUUGACCUGUCCCAGGUCUAUGAUCUGCUGGAAAAAGGGUAUCGCAUGGAGCAGCCUGAGGGGUGCCCCCCGAAGGUUUACGAGCUGAUGAGAGCAUGCUGGAAGUGGAGCCCUGCUGACAGGCCCUCUUUUGCGGAGACACAUCAAGCUUUUGAAACCAUGUUCCAUGACUCGAGCAUCUCCGAAGAGGUGGCUGAGGAGCUGGGGAGAGCCGCCUCCUCAUCGUCUGUCGUUCCCUACCUGCCCCGAUUACCCAUCCUGCCUUCCAAGACGCGGACUCUGAAGAAGCAGGUGGAGAACAAGGAGAACAUUGAAGGGGCCCCAGAGGCCACUGAGAGUCCUGCUUCCAAUUCAGCACCAGGGUUCAUUAGAAGUGCACAGCCGUCCAGUGGGUCCCCAGCACUGCCUCGAAAGCAAAGAGAUAAGUCACCCAGCAGCCUCUUGGAAGACGCCAAAGAGACGUGCUUCACCAGGGACAGGAAGGGCGGCUUCUUCAGCUCCUUCAUGAGAAAGAGAAACGCUCCCACACCCCCUAAGCGCAGCAGCUCCUUCCGCGAAAUGGAGAAUCAGCCCCAAAAGAAAUACGAACUUGCGGGUAACUUCUCAUCUGUUGCUUCUCUCCAGCAUGCUGAUGGGUUGUCUUUCACUCCUGCCCAGCAAGAGGCGAACCUGGUGCCACCCAAGUGCUAUGGGGGGAGCUUUGCACAGAGGAACCUCUGUAAUGACGACGGUGGGGGUGGUGGGGGCAGUGGCACUGCUGGGGGUGGGUGGUCUGGCAUCACAGGCUUCUUUACACCGCGCUUAAUCAAAAAGACACUGGGCUUACGAGCAGGGAAACCCGCAGCCAGUGAUGACACUCCCAAGCCUUUCCCAAGGUCAAACUCUACGUCUUCCAUGUCCUCAGGGCUUCCAGAGCAGGAUAGGAUGGCAAUGACCCUGCCCAGGAACUGCCAGAGGUCCAAACUCCAGCUGGAAAGGACAGUGUCCACCUCUUCCCAGCCAGAGGAGAAUGUGGACAGGGCCAGUGACACGCUUCCCAAACAGCCAGAGGAAGGGGCCGCUCCACCCAGGGAGAGACCCAAAGCCAAGCUCUUGCCCAGAGGAGCCACAGCUCUUCCUCUCAGGACCCCCCCUGGGGAUCCAGCCAUGACAGAGAAGGACUCUGCAGGGGUGGGGGCAGCUGCCCCGCCAGCUGCCCCCAAGGGCAAGGAGAGGAAUGGUGGGGCACGACUUGGGAUGGCUGGAGUCCCCGAGGACGGAGAGCAGCCAGGCUGGGCCUCCCCAGCCAAGGCAGCGCCUGUCCUCCCAACCACCCACAACCACAAAGUGCCAGUCCUUAUCUCACCCACUCUGAAACACACUCCAGCUGACGUGCAGCUCAUUGGCACAGACUCUCAGGGGAAUAAGUUCAAGCUCUUAUCUGAACAUCAGGUCACGUCCUCUGGAGACAAGGACCGACCCCGACGGGUAAAACCAAAGUGUGCCCCACCCCCUCCACCAGUGAUGAGACUACUGCAGCAUCCGUCCGCCUGCUCAGACCCUGCGGAAGAGCCGCCUGCCCCCAGUGCAGGACAGCCCACGUCCGAAACGCAGGAAGGAGGGAAAAAGGCAGCUCCAGGGGCAGUGCCCGUCAGUGGGAAAGCCGGGAGGCCAGCGGUGCCUCCGCCUCAAGUGCCUCCACCCGCAUCCUCCCUCUCGCCAGCCAAACUGGCCAACGGCACAGCAGGUACGAAAGUGGCUCUGAGGAGAACCAGACAGGCAGCUGAGAAGAUCUCGGCCGACAAGAUCAGCAAAGAGGCCCUGCUGGAAUGUGCUGACCUACUGUCCAGUGCGAUCACGGAGCCCGUGCCCAACAGCCAGCUGGUGGACACGGGGCACCAGCUGCUCGACUACUGCUCAGGCUACGUGGACUGCAUCCCUCAGACUCGCAACAAGUUUGCCUUCCGAGAGGCCGUGAGCAAGCUGGAGCUGAGCCUGCAGGAGCUGCAGGUGUCGUCAGCAGCGGCCGGCGUGCCCGGGACAAACCCCGUCCUCAAUAACUUACUGUCGUGUGUGCAGGAAAUCAGUGAUGUGGUGCAGAGGUAGCCACUGGCAUCCUGGCGGGAAAGUGCACACGUUUCUGAGGGGAGGGGAGGGACUUGUUUUCCUGUGUUCUUGUUUUCAGCAUAUGAAAGACUGAUACUUGAGUGUGAUUAUGUGAAGUACCUCAGAUCCCUGAGCUCACGUUUACAGGUUCAUCUCAAAACAACACAAAGCAAGCCACGCAAGUGCAGGAGCAGGAGGUUCGACGGGGGCAGGCGGUGGUGGAGACUGCACUGGCACAUCUGGGGUGGGUGGGGGUGUGUCCUGAGGGAGGAAAGCAGAGCUGCCCAUCUCGGUCUUGAGCGCCGGGAGGUGCUGGCCGGGGCGGCGUCAGCGUCGGUGUCGGUGUCGGUGUCGGCGUCAGCAGGGCUGCAGGGGCUGUGUGUCCAGGUGGAGGAGUGGCGGGGUGCUCACUCUGCAUCACAGAGAAGGGAAUUGGCCUGGGGCUGUGGUGGGUGCCAGUGGUGGUUCUGUGUGCUUCACCUGGGGAAUCUGGGGACAGAAGACAGGAAGGCAGGGCAUGCGCCAAGAGCAGUUCUGUUCAAGGCUGCUGGAAGCAAGGCUGCAGCUGCCGUCGUAGGAACUGCAGAUGACGUUGCUGGAGUACCAAGCUGCAGAGUGUGGGCUUGUCUGUGUGCUCUGCCCUCUUCCCCACCAGUGUAUUAAUUGGUAUAGGAACCAGGGAGAUGGAAACCUCCUCCUAAAAUCUUACACUGAUUAGCAGGAGUCACUUCUCCCAGUCUAAUGUUAUUUUCUCAGUGGACCAGGAUUGCUUUCUGCUUGUUGGUGGCUAUCUGUAAACCAUAGGAACAGGGGCUCCCUUGCUGGGCAGGCUGUCUGUCUUCAUUCCUGGCAGCAGUCAGGGUAUUAACAUUGAUUUUUACAAUAAUGGUCACUACAGUUCUCACAAGGCAACUCUUCUGAUAAGGUACCCCUGCAUGCUGACCUGGUAGCCGAGGACCUGAGCCGCCAUUUCCUUGUUACUUAGAUACCAGAGGGUGGUCUCUUCUUCAAAUCCAGUGGCCAGACUCGGAGGCCUGUGACAGAAGAAGCGGCCGUUCCUCUGUCCUGCACCCCUCCUACGUUGCUUGCCCAGACUCUGCGGAGAGCAGCGUGCAUGGCCCCUGGUUUAGACCCACAUGCUUUUCUCCCCUCCUGCCUCGCAAUCAUUGUCCUUGUUUGGGCAGAUCUUGUUGGGGGUAUUCUUCCUUUAUUUGGUCAUUUCACCUCUUUUAUGAGUGCAUAAUUGAAGGAGUAGGUCGAGCAGUACCAGUUAGACCCUGGAGGCCUAAUGACUUAACCCUACAAUGUGUUCUGUCCUUGAAAAAUAGCUCUCUUCCUUCCCUACUCACUCGUAAUUAUGGAGCAUGGAACCGAAGCAGAUGGAUUAGGUGUUUCCAGUGUUCUUGGUGUGAGGGCUAAUCCCAGUGAUGGCUUCCUUCUCUUUGUAAAGCUUUAUGAACCCUUUCUGCGCUGCCCCAAGGAGGGCCUGUGCACUUUCCAUAUCUAAUCUUUUCUCUCAAAGGAAUAGAAGCUUAGGAAGACAGGAAUUCAGAAUGGAGCGCCGAGUUUUCUUCCUGGCUCUGUCCCUCGGCCCCCUGCGCCCCAGUCCCAACUCUGAAUCUCUUCAGUGAAGGUAACAGCACGUUCUCGAAGGUGUCUGCAAACAAGUGUAUCGCUGGCCCUUUGAGAGCCUCUCUGGAAAGCUCUCGUAGUGCGGUGUUGUUCCGUUGAGGGGGGUAUUUUUUUCAAUCUCUUUGCUAGAUAGCAGAGAUUAGUGACAUUUGUGACUGCCGAGAUAAUUUAUAUUAAUCGGGCUAGAACACUAAGGGGGAAACGCUGUUGCCGAUAGAGUGUCAUCUUUGACCAGGAAGGAAAUACAGUUUUCGUCAGAAAGAGAGGAAACCUUGCUGUUUCUCCUUGCUGCUCCAGCGGAGGCCCAGGUUAAGAGAAGGAUUCCGAGGGCAUUGGUGGCAGGUGAUGGGAUGGGUGUUCCUGUCAGUAUGUCACCUACGGCUGCCUGCAGGCACCUGGUGACCAGGUCAAUCUCCUUGUCACAGCUGGAAGAGAACUUGGAUUUAAGAACCAACAGUCCUCUUCCCACCUUCCCCCCUGCCGCUCCCCCGUGCCCUACACAUCCAUAAACUUGAACUCAGUUUUAGCAGUUAGCCUUUUAAGGGCGGGGAGGGGAAAGCUGAAACUUUAGAAUAUUAUUAUGCUGCUUUUUAAGUUUAUCCUCAUCAUUGUGGGAUGUAAGUUAAGGGGUUAUAAUUGUUUGUCAGGGGAUUUUUUUUUUUUUUUUUUUUUUUAAGCAAGAGCUCUGCUUUUCCUUGAGAGUUCGGAAAACAAACCUUGGAGAAACACUACUGAGUGGACUUAAGCUCCCUGGUUUUCUCACGAAGAACAGGGGUGGGAGUGGGGGUGGGGCUGGCUCACCUGCCGCAGGUGCUCAGGAAACUCGUUAGCCCAGCUAGUUUUUCUCUGCACUGUCGAGAGUAGUAUGGUGCUGGAGCCGUGCGACUUCAGGGGUUAGGUUAGAGAGGCACCGUCAGCUUGCUACAAAAGUGUGACUUAGGUCUCUCCUUUGCCUACUUGAAAAAGACCAACUGAAAACCUUAGGUGGAUUAAAAGGCUGGAACCCCAAGCAGAGACACCUGCUUCUAGAAACGGAAGGUGCAGGUUAACGUUCUCUGCUCCAGAAGCAAAGCAGCUCACAAGCGAGGAGUGCUCUGUGCAGGCGAUUGCCCGCGGACAUGCACGCUGGGGGCUGCCGCAGCUGGAUGGCUUUCACGUACAGGUAAAAUGAUUUCACCUUGGAUUUCCUGCCUUAAGGUAGCGCUUGGUGUGGAGUAUGUCUUCAUUAUGCUUUUCAAGUUUUUUCAUAAAAGGCUUUGUGUAAAAUUGACAUGUCAUGUAUUUUCCUGUAGAUUUCCAUCAUGAUUUUCAGAGUUGUAGCCAUAAAAAAAAUUUGGCCCUAAGAAUUCCAACUCACUGUUUUUCCAGGUGACCUUUAUAUAGCGAGGUCGUCAGAGUCGAGAGCCUUUCCCAGGGUUACAUUGGGAAUUGUCUCACAAUUCAGUUGCACAGUGGCUAGUCCAGAGUCAGGUAUGAAGCAUGCACUCCGCAAAGGCCCAGCCCGUAUCCAUCUCCUCGGAAGCUGGUGGAGCCUUGAGAGUGAAGGCUGCAGGCAGGUAGUGGAUUAGAGUUUGGGCCCCGUCUAGAAGGCGAGCUCUUGAUCCUUGCUGCAUCUCCAUUUCCUCAUCAGGAAACAAGGGACAGCGACAGUGGCUACCUCAGGGUUGUUGUCAGGGUUCAGACACUGAGCGGAGCGCCCAGCACUCCGCGACAGUUGACUGCUGCUACUAGACCCGGACCAGGGAUGCACAGCCCAGUCCCCUAGGGCUUUUUCUGAACUGCUGAGUUAGAGGCAGCGCCCGCUUUGGUCAGCUCCUGUCUGUACCAACAGGCCUCAUUGCGCCGUGCAGAAGCAGAGCCCGGGCACAGUCUGCCGGUCAGAGGCCGGGCUCUCUUGUGGUUUUCCCAGGAUCCGUCCCGGUGCAGCAGACACCCGGUGCUGUCUGCCGGCGCUCACUGGAGAGGAGCGUCACGUGUCCUGCCCGUCAUCUCCGAGCCAUGCUAGCGCUGAGGGCUCCCGACUCCCUGUGUGUGGGCCCUUCCCACCGUCCCUGCUGCCUCGUGAGACAGCGCCUCACACAGCGGCUCAGCCUGACACUCAGUCCGCAGGGCACAUGCUGGGCGCCCUCUGACCCUCGGGCUUCCCUGCUGAGUACUGGCGACCCUAGCAGAGCAGCACGUGGCGCUCAGCAGUUUAGAAAAUACACACAACGCGGCAGUCUGCACUUUGUGUAAAACAGAAAUAAUAGUAACCAACCUAAGCUUUGUAAAGAACUAGUCCUACAUUCCUUAUUCCUAAAAGAAGUUUAUUGUUCAGUAGUAUCAUUUUAAUGACUAUGAGAUGAUGUAUAUGAAAGCACUUUGAGAAAGUGUCCAGUGUAAUGUAACUAUAUGGUUGUUCACCAGUGUCUCUUUAAAAGAUAAGACAGGUCAUGAGCUGCUCAUUGACCUAAAGGCUUUUACCUGUGGGGGAAGACCUGAAAAACUCAGAUACAUGAACAGUCCCCUCUGUAAUCCAUCCCAUUUAUAAAUACAAAACUGCCCAGUGGCCGUGUGUAGGUAGAGCAGGUGCUCUGCUGAAGUUGUAGUUCAGAACCAAAUAACUUCAGAAUACUAGGGACCAACUUUUUGGCUUAAUUCUGAUCUUUACAAAGUAGCAAUGGCUGCUCACCCCAGGAUACAGAAGCCCUUCCAGGGACCCUGCCUCGAGGAGUGAGGCCCUCUUCCUCUGGAACAUUUGUCUACUAGUUGCUCAGCUCUUGGUAUCCUGAACGCGAGGGAGAGCAGACUCAGGAGCUGUUGAUGCUGACAGUGGCUUUUUAAACCGAUGUCCUGCAUGGUUAUUUUGGGGGGUGGGAGAGAGGGGAGCUGGCUGGCCCUAGAGCCGGUGCAUUUGAGGAAUUAUAUCUCUAGGAUUUCCUACCAGUUCCAAAUAACAUGGCCAUUCGUCAUCUCUGUUUUUUUUUUAAGAGUGGUAGCUGAGUUAGAUUAUAAAAUAUUCAAGAGUAAAUUACAUCAGGGGCCAAUCUUGAAUUCCAGCUGCGCUUCCUACUGAUCUCUCCCACCCCCUCCGUUUCUGCUGCUGAACUCACUGCUGACUUCAGGCUGGGCCCCGUGGUUCAUGGAGCUGACGGGGCUGUCUGUUUCUGUUCUUGAUGAUCUCGGGGUCUCGUCGUCUUUGUUGCAUUCAUCUCCCGCUGGACGUGGGACCACGUGUGUGUCCUGAGCAUCUGUCAGGAGCAGGCCUUUUUCUGUGGGUGUCUGCACUUGUUUCCUCUCCGCAUUAGCAAACCCCAGCUGCAUCUCUGUCCUAGUGUCUGUCCAGCCAGUGGCCCAGUUCCUUUCCCAACGCCUGCUUUGGUCUGGGCUGGGUGGGAGCCAUUGCCGGGUGACCCCGGCUGACAAAGGCUGUCCCGUGCUCCUGUACCUUCUAUGGGACAACCAGGAGAAACUGCUACCAACUGUGGCCUCCCACGUCAGAGAGGCAGGGCCUUGGCCUGGUUCUGAGACUUCUCCCACUCUUAACAGAAAGGGGACCCGUCCUGUUUAGAUAGAGUUCCAGGUUCCCAAGGACUGGCAGGCUGGCUUUUUGUGGAGAGCCAGGGUAACCUGGCCUAGAGUAACCGUGGCUGUCACCUGCCUCUUCCAGCACAGCCACAGCUCCCCUGCAUGUCACUGCCUGUGGAAGGGGCCGCACCCUGCUCCGGGGCCUCGGGUCAGGUGACUGCCAGCCGCAGCUGUCACCCUGUCCCCAAGGACACGUGUGCCCUGGGCCAGCUGCCUUUCCCGCCAUCACCCCCACUCCCGGGGGUCUGCAUUCCCUCUGGAACAUGAGCAGGAUGAGAGUCCCUCCUGGAACCAGAGGAUGGAAGUGAGCCUCCACCCUGCGUCGCCAGGGUCGGAGCUGCCGUGCUUCUGGGUGAGGGCGAAGGGGCGGGCCUUCUUGGUUCUGAGCCCACUUGGAGUGGCAGAAUUCAGCCCAGAGAUGUGCCUUCAAAGAUGAGUCCUGAAGUCCUGCAGGGUUGAUCGGCCUGAUUGAACUGGAGCUGGUAGAAGUGAGCUUCCCUGAGGCCUGGGGCCCCAGUCAGCAAGAAUCCCCCCCUCGAGGCUCCUCCCCUGCCCCGUGCUGGUUGGGCGGGUGGCUGCGUGCUUUUCAGUCCAGCUCCGUGAGCUCGCUUAGCUCGCACAGCUGUCAGUUUCUCUGUCCUAGGAAAAGUACGUCGUUUAAGCUCCGCAUCGCUAAGCAGCCUGAUGGGAGAGGCCAGCGCUGGCCUCAGCCCGAGGUAACAGGUGGCCAGUGCAGGGGGUCUUCACGCCUGCAGGCCACCCGCAGGCAGUGCACAGCCACUGCAAGUCAAGAGGCUGGGCUCAGCGCUGGCCUCAGGUCACCAGAUCCGGAACAGAGUU